Spirodela intermedia is the source of this 1497-nucleotide messenger RNA. NCBI's taxonomy places the organism in Eukaryota, Viridiplantae, Streptophyta, Magnoliopsida, Alismatales, Araceae. The record is from the annotation of a GenBank genome assembly.
AUGAGGUUCCGCUGCUGUUCCAAUCCUGUCUCCACAGCCGCUCUCUUCCUCCUGGUGGCGACGGCGGCGGCGGCUGCGACAUGCUCGAGCGUGGUCACUGCGGCUGGCGAGGAGCGGGCCGGCGUCCUCCCCGCCGGAGAACAGGAGGCCGUCUACCGGGUUCUGGAGGCUAUCAAUCCCUCUCUCGACUGGCGGUUUCUCUACCCCGACGAUCUCUGCCUCUCUGGUCCCCACGGUAUCGUCUGCGACCUCAUCCCAGGCCCGACGGGUGGUAGCAACGACGGAGAGGGAGGAGGAAGAGAUGUCAUCGUCCCGCACGUCGUGGAGCUCAACUUUGGCUACGUCUCCGAUUUCUCCCCCAACCCGCCCUGCGGUGUCGACGCCGUCUUUUCCCCUCGGCUCUCCUCUGCCUCCUUCCCCUUUCUCCGCAAGCUCUUCUUCUACGGCUGCUUUAACGCCUCCUCGGAGGUCUCCCUGCCGGAAGAUUUCUUCCGGAACCUUCCCUCUGCGUUUCUCGAGGAGCUCGUCUUCGUCGAGAACCCCUCGCUCACCGGUCGCCUCAGCGGCAGAAUCGGCUCCUUCGUCCGCCUGAGGAGGCUCGUCCUGACCGGCAGCCGGAUCUCGGGAGAGAUCCCCUACGAUAUCGGGAACUUGCGCAACCUCCAGGAGCUCACGCUGUCUCGGAACCGCCUCAAGGGGCGGCUCCCGAGGAGCGUCGGGCGAUGCACGGGACUCCAGAUCCUGGACGUCAGUGACAACCAGCUAGCCGGCCAUCUCCCGGCGGAGAUUGGCCAGUUGGAUGCGCUCUUGAAGCUGGACCUGAGUGAGAACCACAUCUCCGGUCCGGUCCCCGGCGAGCUCGCCGGCCUCCAGCGGCUGGAAUUCCUCGACCUCAGCCACAACAAUCUGACGGGGGGAGUCCCGGUUGCACUGGCGGCAAUGGCGGAGCUGAAGGAGGUCCAUCUGAGCGGAAACCCCCUGGGAGGGCGCCUACCGGAGGAGAUAUGGGAGAAGCUGGGGGGCCUUCUGGGGCUCGGCAUGUCCGGCGUGGGCCUGGUCGGCAACAUCCCUUCCUCCAUGGGGGUGUUCUUGGGGAGGCUCUGCUACCUCGCCCUUGACAACAACGGCCUGGAGGGAGGCUUGCCGGAGGAGUUCCGGCGGAUGGAGCGGACGGCGAGGGAGAUCAACCUGGAGAACAACAUGCUUAGCGGCCGCCUCCCCUUCUCUGCGGCAUUCGUCGCUAGGAUCGGCCGGAAGCUGAAGCUCAGCGGGAACCUGCGGCUGUGCCUGGAGGGAGACGACGACCGCCGCCAGGGAGGGGCCGGCAGCGUGAGCUCCUUGGAGCCGUGCGACAGGACGGAGGUCCCCCGCCCGGCCUUCUUCCUUCCCCUGUCCUCCGGCGGCCGGUGCAGUAGGGGACCCCGAGGAGGACCCUUCCUCUUCUCUUUUGCGCUUUUGCACCUUAUUCUGGUGCCUUCCCUCUUUGCCUUACACUGA